AUGGAGACUUCAAGUUCUAGCGGACAAUUAUUAUAUGGACCUGAAGACCCGUCCGUGCUAAAUAUGCAGAAACAUCAUAUUUCAAAUAAACUCAUGAAAGAGGGCACAACACAAGUAUUUAAAGUCCGAAGGAUAGAAAGUAAGACUUGGGACAUCGACAUUCAUGAGAAUGUUAGAUAUUGGCUUGACGCCUUUGGUUUCAAAGGCGUGAUGGAUUGUGAGAGGCCCAUGAAGGUCGACAAUGAGCUGAUCACGGCUUUGAUUGAGUGUUGGAGGCCGGAGACGCACACUUUCCAUCUACCGAUCGGUGAGGCGACGAUCACCUUGGAAGAUGUGCAAGCCAUUUGGGGCUUGAGGGCGGAUGGUCGCGUUUUCACAGGGCGUGACUAUCAUGUCAACUUUCCAGAUUGGACCAGCAAGUGCCGCGAUCUGUUGGGAUGGAUACCAGAUACUUCCACAGAGACAAAGCAAGGCGGUUUGCUGAUGACCGCGUUGAUCAACCAGACAAGGAUGCCUCUGGGUGAUGACCUACUUACGUACGUAUACAUCCAAAGGGCUAGUAUCCAUGCCCUAAUUUUAUUAGGAGGUCUCAUUCUACCAGACACCACGGGGUGUAAGGUUCCAUUUAUGUGGUUAAAUGCGCUUGGGGAUCCGGAAGAGGUGAAGACUAUUAGUUGGGGAAGUGCGGCAUUGGCCUACCUUUAUCAUUAUCUGUGCGAGGCUUCCAUAGAUAAGAGGAAAGAGUUGGGCGGGCCUAUGAUCCUUCUGCAGCUAUGGGCGUGGGAAAGAAUGCCCACAUUGAGGCCACUCGGCAGGUACUGUGUUCUUCAUCCCAGUACAUGGUACUGCGUUCAUUACCAACUUCAGGUACCUCAGAAGGACCACUCGGCAGUCUGCGAAAAUAUUUCUACCCAGUGUAAACGUAUUCUGGAAGUGGUUGUUCACCUUGCACGACGGGUUUAUACACUACCUUCUCAUCACUAG
Molecule: messenger RNA, 984 nt
Organism: Salvia splendens (bonfire salvia)
Lineage: Eukaryota; Viridiplantae; Streptophyta; Magnoliopsida; Lamiales; Lamiaceae
Product: serine/threonine-protein phosphatase 7 long form homolog
Exons: 1
Coding region: 1-984 (327 amino acids)
Biological process (GO): meristem maintenance; meristem development
Source: RefSeq, a predicted model, not a curated record